GUUUCUUUUACGCAAAACUGUCGAGCCGUGUACUACCUUCCUUUUCGGGAUCAUCGCUUUUUUUCUGUGUAAGUACGACUCCCUGAUACAAUAAUUCCUCGUGUUCCUCAAUGUGCCCACGAGUCUUGAUAAUUAUCGAUCAUUUGCUCUAUUCAUUCGUUGCGUCCUUUGUGAGGAUGGCCACCACCACAAUGAAAGCGAAUCGGUCUGCUCUGGUGACGAGAACUCGACCGAUGCCUUCUGCGAUAGCCACUACACCGUUGCUCCCGCAACAACCGGGAACAGCGACUUCACGCUGCACUACGAGGUUCUUGUCGUUUUCCCUUUUCUCAACUUCCGCGUCAACAUCGUCUUCAGUUCGGACAAGAACUCCCAAGGAGAACACAUCCCCUUCGCAACAUGCCCAUGAGCUGCUGCACCGCAUGCCGAACUCUACCCGCAACUUUCUACAGUCAAAGUUAAAAGAAGCAAACCAAAGGAGAAGAGCGAUUCUAUCCGUCGAGGCAGAAAGGAGGAAACGCCACCUGCGGAGCCUGCAUAUGCAUUGCAAAUGUGUCUGGGUCUGGAAGGUUGCAACUUGUAACGCUGUCUUUGAAUUCGAAAUCGAAUUCCAAGAAAAUCUGUAUUGCAGGACCAACAACAGGAGUCCAGUUUGUGUAUACGCUGAGAGGGCAUUUGUCAUGCGGAAUAGGCGCGAAGAAGCCCUCUAAAAAUCUGUGAUGCUAGACCAUGCAUUACAGGCAUCGCGGAUCAUACAAAAUAUGCAUGACAAGCCUGGCAAUGUUCCAGACACAGACAUAUUUGCAUUUGAUACUGCAUCUGACAGAGCAAGAGAUCGCUGCGGACGACGCUGUGCACUCACAAAUUGCUGCGUUGAUGAUGGAAAACGACAAUGCAGGAGCUGAUGACGGAGAUGAGACACGGCCGGAUUGUUCCAAGAACAUCAACCCUCCUGAGCAAAUAAACUACGUGAAGAACAGCCACCCGCUCUCACAGUGGCUCACUGUUGCGGAUGACCUGCUCCAGAGGUCCGCUACGCUCACAACCGCAGACGCGGUGCUUGCCCUGCGGUGUUUCUACCACGCCGAAAUCGCGGACUCGAAUCUGGUGCAUGCGCUAGUUGAGGUAUUGGUGGUGAGGCUGAAACAGAGCCUGGAACGAGCGGAAAUGGUCGUGGAAAGAAGUGCUGUAGGUGGUUUAAGAAGUGGGCACGGAAGAGGUACAACAGCGACACCAGGCUCUUAUUCUUUCAUGGAAAUAAUGGUGCCAACAUCAUGUGGAGAUCAGGGCGACACAGAAGAUCCUGAAGAAUUUCUUGCGGGCGUAGCAGCGGAGUUGGAGAAAGUGGCUGCGUUUGCGAGAGAAGUAGGAACAACUCAGACGCUCGGAAGUUGUGCUACGGCAAAUCAGUUGGACUGCGCAAAGGUUGUAACAGAAGAUGAAGGGGCGGCGACUGAACUGACAGACCGGGAUCAUGAAAGCAGCGACAUCAAAGUAGAUCAUCAUGAGAAUGAUUUACCUGAUCACGCAAAAACUAUAUCACCUAGUACCAGACUCGCGAACACGGUGACAGUAACCUUCCUAAGCCCUGCUUGCGCACGUAGACUGCGGCGCACACUAGUAGACUGCGUUAACGCCUUUUUGCGAAUCGCAUUCCGGACGUUGAGACAGAAGCAGGACCGGACUCUUGACAGCGGAGGACGGGGAGCAGCCUUCUCUUCGACGUCGUCCAGGACGAGCGGUGUCAACAUAAACGGCGGCUGCACGACGACAACCCUUCAUCGUUUCACGCUGACAGGUUUUCUGGUUUCGCUUGCGAUCGACGAUCGUCAUUCUUGCAAAGAGUUCUUGUGUACUGAGCGCAGCAAUCUAUCGUCUCUAACGGCCGCCGCACAAAUUCCUGACGGGGAGGUAGGCGCUACUCACGUUGAGGGCCUCCAGACGAAGAAAACACACGCGAGGAUCUUCGAACAAGACCAAACCGAUCGCAAACGCUCGCAAAUCCUCACGGUGCUUUCGACCCAGCACCUGAGCAUCCUCCCUCUCCGUGACCUCCUGAGGCUCCAAGCCCGUGCGGAGCACGAUCCGGAACUGAAGUCGCUGUACGAGGCGUCCUGCUCCCGGGAACGGGCCAUGCUGUCGGCCAUGGGCGUCAGCGAGGUUUUUUCGCUCCUGUGGCAGGAAACAAUAAUGAACCAGCUUGUUCUUUCUGAAGAAGAUAAUUAUUCCGAAGCCGAGAUGAAGGGCGCGACAGGGCGGACUCUAGCUGAAGAGGACCCAGGGCCGUUCGCGCGAAAACUGCGGGCAGUGCUGAAUUACAAGCUAGCGGCGCUGACCGUGGAAGACAUUCGCCGUUUGCCGCAGCGGUUCCAGAUUUUAGAAUUGCUGUUACGAACAAGUGAGGAGAAGAUGCGAACAAGGCAGGGAGCAAGCACAUCAUCUACUUCAGGCUGUAGUACCAGCACAUCUGCACACGGAGCAAUAAACCUUGCACUGUCGCCAGCGGAGUUUGCCUUCGCUCAGAACCUGGCCACCUACGCUCGACAGAACGUUUCCGCCUGCUCCUCCAAGGAUCUGGCGCUGCUCGGAAAAGCAAUGGAGGGGCGAAGCUGCAUACCACUCGCGCAGGCUAUUCGCCUGCAUUUGAUGAACCAGUGCAGGAAGGAAGAACUCAGGUGGACUUCAUCUUCAAAUUCGAGAUCAGGGAGCUCUAUUGCCGCUCCUAUCAAGAAAACACAGUCUUCUGUUUAUUUUCAUUCGCCUUUCAGUACAACUACAACUACACAAGCUGCGUUUGCGUGAUUAGCUUGCUACAAACAAGCCGC
This is a messenger RNA of Amoebophrya sp. A120, 2825 nucleotides long. The record is from the annotation of a GenBank genome assembly. NCBI's taxonomy places the organism in Eukaryota, Dinophyceae, Syndiniales, Amoebophryaceae.